AUGGCUGCUCCCAACGGAACCACCGGCAAUGACUUCACUGUCAAGGCCGGUCUUGCCCAGAUGCUGAAGGGUGGCGUUAUUAUGGACGUCGUGAAUGCCGAGCAAGCCCGCAUUGCCGAAGAAGCCGGUGCCGCCGCCGUCAUGGCCCUCGAGCGUGUCCCCGCUGAUAUCCGUGUUGAGGGUGGCGUCGCGCGCAUGUCCGACCCCGGCAUGAUCAAGGAGAUCAUGGAAGCCGUGACCAUUCCCGUCAUGGCCAAGGCCCGUAUCGGACACUUCGUUGAAUGCCAGAUCCUGGAAGCCAUUGGCGUUGACUACAUCGACGAAUCCGAGGUCCUUACCCCCGCCGACGAUGUCUACCACGUCACCAAGCACGGCUACAAAGUCCCCUUCGUCUGCGGUUGCCGCAACCUCGGCGAGGCUCUGCGCCGCAUCUCCGAGGGCGCCGCUAUGAUCCGCACUAAGGGCGAGGCUGGCACCGGCGAUGUCGUCGAGGCUGUUAAGCACAUGCGCACUGUCAAUGCGGAGAUCAGCCGUGCCCGCGGUAUCCUCCUUGCUAGCCAGGACGCCGAGCCUGAGCUCCGCGCCUUCGCCCGUGAGAUUGAGGCCCCUUACGAGCUUGUGCGCCAGGCUGCUGAGCUCGGCCGUCUGCCCGUUGUUAACUUCGCCGCUGGUGGCGUUGCCACCCCUGCCGAUGCGGCGCUUAUGAUGCAGCUGGGCUGCGAUGGUGUCUUUGUUGGCUCUGGUAUCUUUAAGUCUGGUGAUGCUAAGAAGCGUGCCCGCGCUAUUGUCCAGGCUGUUACUCACUUCAAGGACCCCAAGAUGCUUGCUGAGGUCAGCCAGGGUCUUGGUGAGGCUAUGGUUGGUAUCAAUGUGAAGCACUUGCCCGAGGCUGAUAAGUUGGCUGGCCGUGGUUGGUAG
This is a messenger RNA of Penicillium samsonianum, 918 nucleotides long. Its product is annotated as pyridoxal 5'-phosphate synthase subunit PdxS. The transcript is spliced from 3 exons. Bases 1 to 918 code for a protein of 305 amino acids. Gene Ontology annotation, molecular function: amine-lyase activity. NCBI's taxonomy places the organism in Eukaryota, Fungi, Ascomycota, Eurotiomycetes, Eurotiales, Aspergillaceae. The record is from RefSeq and is a predicted model, not a curated record. Gene Ontology annotation, biological process: amino acid metabolic process; pyridoxine biosynthetic process; pyridoxal 5'-phosphate biosynthetic process.